Molecule: messenger RNA, 1800 nt
Organism: Mesorhabditis spiculigera
Lineage: Eukaryota; Metazoa; Nematoda; Chromadorea; Rhabditida; Rhabditidae
Source: the annotation of a GenBank genome assembly
AUGUACGCGUCGAAGCGCCGGCAGCGGAACUUUAAAAGAGUCCGCGAGCCUCAGCGCCAGAGCGGCACCUCAAAUCCAUCGAAACGGCAUCGAGAACGGCUAAACGGGGAGAUUGAGACUGUGGCCUGUCUUCUACCGUAUGACGCGGCAACGAUUUCACGGCUCGAUAAGCUGUCGAUUUUGAGGCUGGCCGUCGCGUAUCUUCAGGUCAAGGCACAUUUUACAGCGUGCGUCCACUCGUCAUGCGGAUUUCCGGCACCUGUUCUCCCCCUCCUCUUCACCCAUGCCUAUCAAUUUAUGCCAACCCCAAAUCCUUUUUCGGGCCAUAUCCCGACAUUAGUCGAUUCGGCUUCCGGUAUUCCGUUGAUCGACAGCGAUGAGCGGUUCUUUGAGUCAAUUUCAAUGAAGGCGCUCGGCGGCUUCGUGCUGGCGCUGAACAACGAGGGCGAGGUGUUCUACGUGUCCGAGAAUGUCGAGUCAUUUCUCGGUUUCCACCAAUCUGAUCUGCUCCAUCAGCCCCUGUUCGAGCUUAUUCAUUCCGAAGAUCGAGAAGAUAUCCGAAUGCAGCUUGAUCCGGGUUACGGCAUGCCGGCAGGAUGUUCGACGGUACAAGAUUUGUUAGGGACAGAUAACCUCCACUGCCUCGAGCGCUCUGUAAACGCUCGUUUUCGAUGCCUCCUCGACAACACUUGCGGAUUUCUGCGGAUGGACAUGAGGGGAAAGCUGUUGUCCCUUCAUGGGUUGCCAUCAUCAUUCCUUGGAGCACGACCACAAUCUGCCCUCCUUGGUCUCGUCGCGAUUUGCACCCCGUUCGUCCCUCCAAACAACGGCGAGCUACCUAGCGAAGACACGAUCCUAAAAUCCAAACACCAACUCGAUUGCACCCUCAUUAGCAUGGACCCGAGGCUCCACGAACUGCUCGAACUCUCCGAGAACGAGCUCCCGACCCCGUUCUACAGUUUGGUACACCCAGAAGAUGCGAUAUGCCUGGCCGAAGCUCAUAAAGAAGUGGUGAAAAACGGCUCCUCUGGGCUGCUGAUCUACCGACUGUCCGCACAAAAAUCCGGGCGGCUCUACUACGUCCAAUCCUCGUGCCGGAUGUUCUUCAAAAACGGCAAGGCCGACUCGAUCGCGUUGACGCAUCGGAUACUCAACGAAGUCGAGGGAACGAUGCUCCUCGAAAAGCGCUCCUCCCUCAAGGCCAAGCUGCUCUCAUUCGACGACUCACUCCUCCAAUCCCCUCGCAAUCUACAGUCAGCUGCUGCUCUACCAUCAAUUUGUGUCCCUUCAACGAGCCGUGAAUCUCCGGAUGAAGAAACGAGCCGUUCAGAAGCCACGUUACCGUUCCUCCUCCGCCUCAAAAAGCCCCAUCCAAUUGCCCGUCACGCGGAAACGGAAGGCAAAGCGGCAAAUGGCCAGGGUCGACCGGAAAUUUCGGAGCAGAAAGCCGUGGUGUUGGAGCAGACGUGGAUACCGCCGAUACAACAGAUAAAUCCGCAGCAACCCUGGAACGAGGAGAACCACCAAAUGCUACCCAGAAUGCCGGACGUCAUGCAGUGGACCACCCCGGAAUGGGUGACUUGUGGAGGGCUAUAUACUGGGAAUUUCGCGAUGCCAUGCCCUCCAUUUAUGCCGCAUUUCCCGGAACUUCCUUCACUGGACAACCAUUGGCAGCAGAAUGAAAUGCUAAUCGCCCCUUCUCUACCUCAUAUGGACGAUCCUCACAUGAUCAAGCCACACCCAUUCAUCCCGUACCCGCUGGGGGAAAAGGUAGGAAAUCUUACCAAGGCGAAAAAACGU